Messenger RNA from Crotalus tigris (Tiger rattlesnake), 2959 nucleotides. It is a transcript of the gene NR0B1, whose product is annotated as nuclear receptor subfamily 0 group B member 1. Gene Ontology annotation, biological process: negative regulation of transcription by RNA polymerase II. Gene Ontology annotation, molecular function: transcription factor binding; transcription corepressor activity. The transcript is spliced from 2 exons. NCBI's taxonomy places the organism in Eukaryota, Metazoa, Chordata, Lepidosauria, Squamata, Viperidae. The coding region runs from base 1822 to 2724 and encodes 300 amino acids. Gene Ontology annotation, cellular component: nucleus; cytoplasm. The record is from RefSeq and is a predicted model, not a curated record.
AAUGACAACUUCUAUAAUAACUAGCCUUAAAAUGCCAAUGAAUUCAUCAAAGCAUAUUCAUAUAUGCUGCCUUUUAGAAUUAACAAGCAGUCACAAAAUAUGCCGCAGACUAGCAUUUGAUAGGGUAGCAAUGAAAGAAAGCCUUGGAAAAGAUAUUACAAAGUGUUAUAAUACGUCUGUACCCAGAACUGGAACUGUUAGUAAGCGUGAUGCACAGUGGUGCAAGUUUGGGAACCAUUAGGGUUGUCAUGAAAAAUUACUGAGGCAAUAAGGAUGAUGUGAAUUGAGAGAAUUUGGGAACCUCUCACCUAAAGCAUUUGUUGAAUAUUUUAACCAAUUAUAGCAAUAGAUACUGUUUUAAUGUUGGAUUUAUUUGCAAUGGAUUCUUUAAUAUAAGUAUACUUUAAGUUCUUAAGAGUUGCACAAGCAGGCAGUAUAUAAGUAUUUGUAACAGUAUAUAAGUAUUUGUAAACAAAUAAGAUUAAUAAUAAACAAGUAAGAUUUAACAAUAAAGGUAAAAUCAGUAACAAUAGAACUUGCUCCAAGACCAAAGAAACAAAAUGAAUGAAAGAUUAGAAAAUAUAGGGCCACAUGUAGCAUGUUAACCAUAAAGGCACAGUAAUAUUCAUAAUAGAUUUGCUAGCUAUAGCUUUUGCUCUACAAAAUAUUGGACAGGAAGGAAUGACAUCUAUAAAUAAGUACAUAAAAAUAAUUACAACUUUUUAAUUUUGUUAGCCGCUCCACCAUCAUGUGUCAAACUGAUUUAGAUAUUCAGUCUAAAUAUUUAUUUUACAAUAGUAGAGCCUUCAGUUAAUAUUGUAUUGUUUAAUGGAUUUCUGAAUUGAACUUGGCCAGAAGUUGAAUGCUGAAAGAAUGCUUUUUUAAAAAAAAGUAGUAUGAUAGGAAAUACUCAAAUAAAGCUCAUCAAUCCUAGAACACAAAGUUAACCAACUGAAAGAGAAUCUGGCAUAUAAUAAAGCAAUAUUCUGAGACAUAGAUUUAACUGCAUUUGAACAAAAGUAUUCUCCCAAAACUCCAGUAAAAUUACUAAAAUAUAAAUAAAAUGAGGGAUAGAUAUAUUUUUCUGUGUCAAUUUAUUAACGAACAAUGCUAUUUUCUAGGCUUGGGGGGAGAUACAAAUACAUUGAAAUUAAUUAGAUCUUAAAAAUAUAGUUUAUUAAAUUGCUGUGUUUGAGGUUAAACAUUUCAACCAUCUCCUGCAAACCCAGAAAAAACGGUUUUGCAGAUGGUUUCUUCAAAGCCCAAAGCAUUUGGCUAAUUCUCCGAAUAGCCUGUAGUUAAAGCCAAUUUAAUGCUCUGAACUUUGUUCAUCUUUUCUUUUAGCUUUCCUAAGCUUCAGUUCUCUAACUGAGGAAUAGAUAAGAGUGGGGGAUGAUAGAGUAGAAAGAUUUGCAUUUUUUGCCCCUUUCGCUUUGUCCAAGAAGCUGUUUUUUAACUGGGGGAGGGCUGGGAGGCUACACAACGCAGUCGGAAAUAUUUUCCCAAGCAACGCAAGCAGCAGAUUGCAAGCCCAGCACAAAGACAAAUAUAGGCGCUCUCCUUCUCUGUAGCCGAGAAGAGGGGAGGGGAGAAGGUGGAGUUUUUAAGGGUCGCUUUUCUUCUUGUUUUCCGCCCUGUCCUUUCCUCCCAGCCAGUAACGAGCGUCUUCGCCUUUGAAGUCCAGCGCCGCAAAGCACGGCUACCCGCGAGCAAUAAAUAAAAGUUAAGGGCCACACAGAGGGCGACCAGGCAGCGUCUUUGAUUGGGGCCGCUUCCCCGCUCUUCCUCCCUCAGAGUCCGCCGCUGCCUCCCCUUGGAGAGAUGGCGUGCAUGGACAGAUGUCGGUGCUGCACGGACUCCCGGGGGCAGAGCAGCAUUCUCUACAACAUUCUGAAGAGCGAGGAACAGCAGCAGCAGCAGCACGAGGCGACCAGCCGGCAGCAGCCCGCGCCUCAGCCGGGCCAGGGGCCCUACGCGCCGGCGCCCGGCUGCUCGUGCGGCACGCAGAGGCGCGUGGCCCUCAAGAACCCGCAGGUCGCGUGCAAGGCGGCUUCGGCCGUGUUGGUGAAGACGCUGCGCUUCGUCAAGAACGUGCCCUGCUUUCAGGAGCUGCCUCUGGACGAGCAGCUGGUGCUGGUGCGCAGCUGCUGGGCUCCGCUGCUCGUGCUGGGGCUGGCCCAGGAUCGAGUGCACUUCGAGACGGUGGAGACCACGGAGCCCAGCAUGCUCCACAGGAUACUGACCAACAAGCGCUGCGAUGAAGAGCAGCGGCGGCGGCGGCAGCUCCAGUUGCUCCGCGAGACGCAGGGGGAGUCGGAGCAGAGCUGUGGCAAUGGGAACGGAAGUGGCGGCGGCAACGCCAAGCUACCGUCGGCGGCAGAAAUCCAAAGCAUCAAAAGUUUUCUGGCCAAAUGUUGGAGUUUGGACAUAAGCACCAAGGAGUAUGCCUACCUCAAGGGGACGGUUCUCUUCAAUCCGGAGUUGCCAGGGCUGCACUGUGUGCAGUACAUCCAAGGACUGCAGCAAGAAGCACAACAAGCCCUAAAUGAACACGUCAGACUGAUUCACAGAGAAGACCAGGACAGAUUUGCCAAACUGAAUGUGGCUCUUUCCAUGCUUGGAUCAAUUAAUGCCAGUGUUAUUGCAGAACUUUUUUUCAGGCCCAUCAUCGGAACAGUAAAUAUGGAUGAUAUGUUGUUGGAGAUGCUUUGUGCAAAAUUAUGAAACCAUAUGUGAAUAAGGCAUGACACUUCAGCGUGAAAAAUCUGACAACAAAAUAGUGUAAAGUAUUGUAAAAUAAACUAACUUAUUGUUUUUAAAGUGGCAAUAUUUUUGUAUUCAGCAAUGGAAUGUUCUUUGAGUCCACUCUGUUUUAUUAAUUAGAAGUAUCUUAAAGCAUUUCAUCAGCAAUCUAAGUUCUCUUGCAAAAUAAAAUAAUUCUACACAUACAUAGAAAGGA